UCAGGUGGAGGUGAGGUGGUUGGAGAGAGUCAGAGAGUAAUGAGCAGGAUUGGGCUCAGUGUUGUGGCCCUCCUGUGUGUGGGGGUGCCAUGCUUUCUUGCCCUGCGAGUCUAUACCAACAGCUGGGCUGUGCAGGUUGCUGGGGGCCCCCAGGAGGUGGAGAAAAUCGCCGAGAAGUUUGGCUUUAUCAGCCUAGGAAAGGUUAUUCUUGGCAGUGAUUUAUACCAUUUGCAGCAUCGUGGAGUGCAGAGAAAAUCUUUCACCCCUCAUCGAGGCAGGCACGUCAGACUGAAAAGGGAACCUAAGGUGCAGUGGCUUGAACAACAAGUUUUGAAGAAAAGGGCUAAAAGACAUACAAGUGCGGUGCCUACAGAUCCCUUGUUCCAUAAGCAGUGGUACAUGAACAAUGACAUUAGUCCAGACUUGAACGCGUUAACUGCAUGGCGUCGUGGCUUCUCAGGAAAAGGUGUGGUAGUGACUAUCCUGGAUGACGGAAUUGAGAAAGAUCACCCGGAUCUAGAAGCAAAUUAUGAUACCAUGGCAAGCUUUGACUUCAACGAUAAUGACCCUGAUCCUCAGCCACGAUAUACCCCAUCCAAUGAGAACAGCCAUGGGACACGUUGUGCUGGAGUAGUGGCUGCAGUAGCAAAUAAUAACAUCUGUGGUACAGGGAUUGCAUACAACGCAAGAAUAGGAGGCAUCCGGAUGCUUGAUGGAUUGAUCACUGAUAUUAUUGAAGCUCGGUCUCUGAGUCUGAAUCCACAGCACAUUCACAUCUACAGUGCAAGCUGGGGACCAGAGGAUGAUGGAAUGACUGUUGAUGGACCGGGCGUUUUGGCUAUGGAAGCCUUUUAUAGGGGAAUAGCACUUGGACGUGGUGGUCUUGGUUCCAUUUUUGUAUGGGCGUCUGGAAAUGGUGGCCUGCGUUAUGACAACUGUAAUUGUGAUGGCUACAGCAAUAGUAUAUACACGCUAUCGGUCAUCAGCACCACAGAGAAUGGAGAGAUUCCAUGGUAUAGCGAGGCUUGCUCAUCCAUACUCACUACUACAUUUAGCAGUGGCAAAAAGAAAGACAGGCAGAUUACCACCACUGACCUGCGCAAGCAGUGCACUGAACACCACACAGGAACAUCAGCAUCUGCACCUUUGGCUGCUGGGAUAAUUGCCCUUGCACUGGAAGCCAAUCCUGCCCUCUCUUGGAGGGAUGUCCAGCACAUUGUGGUGAGAGCAUCAAGUCCUGCAAAUCUGGUUGCCGAUGACUGGGAGAUAAAUGGAGUUGGGAGAAAAGUGAGUCAUCAUUAUGGAUAUGGUCUUUUAGAUGCUGGAAAACUGGUGGAUCUUGCCCAGAAGUGGGAAAUGACGCAUCCUCAGAGAAGAUGUGAGGUCAACAUUGUAAACAGCCCUCAGAAACUGACUUCUGGGCUUAUUGUAAGCAGAAACAUCAGUGCAUGUGCUGGAUCUCCUAACUAUAUCCUGUCCUUAGAACAUGUCCAGGCCCAAAUCUCUCUUGGUUAUACCCGGAGGGGUGACCUUCAAAUUUUCCUCACCAGUCCAAUGGGCAUGCGUUCUGUUCUGGUAUCUCCAAGACCGUAUGACCGUAGCAGUGCAGGUUACAGAAAAUGGACUUUUAUGACCACCCACAGCUGGGAUGAGAACCCACAGGGUACAUGGACCCUAGAGCUAGUGAACAAAGGAAACGUCUGGAACAAUGGAUUUCUAAACCAUUUCACGCUUAUUCUGUAUGGCACUGACGAAAAUGUAAUGGCUAGAAAAGUAUCUGAGCCUGUGUUACGGGACUGUGUGACUCGUGACAUCAAUGGAACGUGCCUGGAAUGUGAAAUGCCAUUUUAUGCCUUUGGACACUUUUGCAUUACUUACUGCCCUUCAAAAUACUUCAAGACAUUGCAGCCGGUUAGGACAACUGAAAAAUUGCCUGCGAUUCCUCGUACUGCCCGAGCCUGUACUCCUUGUCACUAUACAUGCUACACCUGCAGGGGACCCUCUGCUAAUAAUUGUACUGCCUGCCCACUCUUUUCUUCAUAUAAUGAGAGAGCACAUUCCUGCUCCCAGCCUUCCUAUCCAGGGCUAGAUUUCAGUACCAGUAAAUCCAGGGAAGUCUUAAGUUUUGCCAUAAUAAUAGCCAUGGUUUUAGGAGGCAUGGUGUUUUUGAUCUGCCUGGUUUCUUCACUUUUCCUGAUGUUAAACAGAAUACAUGUCUACAGAUUCUCAUCUCCUAAUAUGCCACACACACCUGGCCUGGAAAUGUGCAAUCUUCGAAGUCAGGGUGAUGAAUCUGCUGUUGCACAGGAACAUAAUUGAAAGAUUUCAUCUACUGUGACGGAAGAGACUAUAAAGUCCUAAAAAAAAUGUACAGUUAGCAUGAGGAUUAUCACCUAAAUAUAAAUCAAAUGCAAAUAUAUUUACAAUGUGUGUAUAAUUGUAUAAUAUUAAAAUAAUGUGAAUAUGUUUA
Messenger RNA from Rana temporaria (common frog), 2470 nucleotides. It is a transcript of the gene PCSK4, whose product is annotated as proprotein convertase subtilisin/kexin type 4. Bases 40 to 2319 code for a protein of 759 amino acids. Gene Ontology annotation, biological process: peptide hormone processing. The record is from RefSeq and is a predicted model, not a curated record. Gene Ontology annotation, cellular component: Golgi membrane; trans-Golgi network. NCBI's taxonomy places the organism in Eukaryota, Metazoa, Chordata, Amphibia, Anura, Ranidae. The transcript has 15 exons. Gene Ontology annotation, molecular function: serine-type endopeptidase activity.